GCACCAUGAUCCUGCUGCGGGUUUGCGCUGCGCGGCGGCUCGGACGCGCCGCACCUCGCGGCCUCCCGCUCCCGGAGCCCUGCCGCCCCCGCCCCUGCAGCUCCGGCCCUCGCGGCGCCCGCGACGAAGCCCCCGAGGCGCGCGCCUGCUUCACGACACCCAUUUUCUACGUGAACGCGGCGCCGCACAUCGGGCACCUGUACUCGGCGCUGCUGGCGGACGCGCUGUGCCGCCACCGUCGCCUGCGGGUUCCCGGCGCCGCCGCCGCCACGCGCUUCUCCACCGGGACGGACGAGCACGGCCUGAAGAUCCAGCAGGCGGCCGCCGCGGCGGGCCUGUCCCCGACCGAGCUGUGCGACCGCGUCUCGGCCCAGUUCCAGCGGCUGUUCCGGGACGCCGGCGUCUCCUGCACCGACUUCCUCCGCACCACCGAGGCGCGGCACCGCCGGGCCGUGCAGCACUUCUGGGCGGCGCUGCAGGCCCGGGGGCUGCUCUACAAGGGGCUCUACGAGGGCUGGUACUGCGCCUCCGACGAGUGCUUCCUGCCCGAGGCCAAGGUCAGCCGGCAGCCCGGCCCGUCGGGGGAUCCGUGUCCCGUGUCCGUCGAGAGCGGGCACCCCGUCUCCUGGACCAAGGAAGAAAACUACAUCUUCAGGCUUUCCCAGUUCCGGGAGCCGCUGCAGCGCUGGCUGCGGGACAGCCCGCAGGCCAUCACCCCCGAGCCCUUCCGCCGCACGGUCCUCCAGUGGCUGGAGGAGGACCUGCCGGACCUGUCCGUCUCUCGCAAGAGCAGCCACUUGCACUGGGGCAUUCCGGUGCCCGGGGACGACUCGCAGACCAUCUACGUGUGGCUGGAUGCCUUGGUCAACUACCUGACCGUGGUCGGCUACCCCAGUGCUGGGUUCGAGGCCUGGUGGCCGACCACCUCCCAUGUCAUAGGCAAGGACAUCCUCAAGUUCCAUGCCAUCUAUUGGCCUGCCUUCCUCUUAGGGGCCGGCCUGAGCCCGCCACGCCGCAUCUACGUCCACUCCCACUGGACAGUCCGUGGCCAAAAGAUGUCUAAGAGCUUGGGCAACGUAGUGGACCCCAGGACUUGCCUUGACCGCUACACCGUGGACGGCUUCCGCUACUUCCUCCUCCGCCAGGGCGUCCCCACCUGGGACUGUGAUUACUCUGAGGAGAAGGUGGUGAAGUUGCUCGACGCUGAGCUGGCCGAUGCGCUGGGAGGCCUCUUGAACCGGUGCACUGCCCAGAGAAUCAACCCUUCUGGGACCUACCCGGCCUUCUGCGCCACCUGCUUUCCCAGGGAGCCGGGGCCGCCGGGGCCGCCGGGGCCGUCAGCCCGCGCCGGGGCAGAGGACUAUGCUCUGGUGAGUGCCGUGGCCGCUCUGCCCAGGCAGGUAGCAGACCACUACGCGGACUUCCAGAUCUACAAGGCCCUGGAGGCUCUGUCCAGCUGUGUCCGGCAGACCAAUGGCUUUGUCCAACGGCACGCGCCCUGGAAGCUGAGUUGGGAGAGCCCCGUGGAUGCUCCCUGGCUGGGGACUGUGCUUCACGUGGCCUUGGAAUGUUUGCGCAUCUUUGGAACUUUGCUGCAGCCUGUUACCCCAAGCCUGGCUGACCAGCUGCUGUCCAGGUUGGGGGUCUCUGCCCCAGAGAGGGGCCUUGGGGAGCUCGCUUUCUUGCCUCGAUUCUACGGACAUCCCUGCCCUUUUGAAGGGAGGCGGCUGGGACCGGAAACUGGGCUCUUGUUUCCACGACUGGACCAGUCCAGGGCCCGGCUGGUGAAAGCCCAUAGGACCUAGAAACCCCGUUCUUGUGGUUUAUGGCUGUGGUAAAGGAGCCAGUGUGUUAUUUUGCAUUUCAGGAAAGUCAUAUUAAUGUUUUCUGAAGUGUUGCAUCGAAUGAGCACCUAAGCGAUGUCCCUGUGAAAAGAGGUUUAAAACCCUUCAGGUGCCCAGCCCUGACUCUUGUUUUCUCUGCCCAUUCAUUAACCACUGCCCUUUGUAAGCCAGUGUCUCCGGAUGUCUCUAGGGGAAAGCUGGGUCAGACAGCUUUGCUGAGACCGUUCUUUCUUAUGGUGCCUCCUUCCACACCAGUUAGGUUAUUUGCCCAGACUACCUCUCAUGGCUUGUUUUCCAUGGGCUGGGCCCGGGAAUCAGAGUUGGGGUUGGAGGCCCCCUACCUCAACUUUAAGCCCUACUUUGUUAUAUAUGUUGGGUCUCCUGUUAAAAAGAGAUUCUUUUAUUAACUUUUAACAAGUCAGUGUCCUAGACUAGAUGAUUUUUAUCCAUGUUUGUAUUUUCGGUUCUUAAAAUCAUGACUCCCUAUACUUUGUUAAUAUUAGCAGUCCAAUAGUUGUGCUUUGUAACACUACACUCCAACCAGUAGAUGGCUCUAGUCUCACAUGUGGAAUUAGGACGGAGGUUCAGUCUUGAGAAGAAAUUUGUUUUCUGCUUUCUAAUUUUGCAGAUUUUAAGAAAAAUUUUAUUGCUUUUCUUAAAAUGAGGGAUAACUGCAACCACUGCUGUUUUACAGGAAGCCAUAAAAAAGAUCAGAAUCCUCAGUUUUCUUCAGACUACUGAAAAAGGACCUUUAGUCUAAUUAAAUAUUUAGUGUGCUAGUAAGUAAAUAUAUCACGUUUGUUUGGACUAUGAUAAAUUAUAAAGCUCUCUUGAGGUACUUGGCAUGUUAAAAAUUUUAAACUUUAAUAACAGUAAAUUUAGAGGUAUGAUUUAAAAAAAUCUCAAGUUGUUCAAAAGGGCAGUAUUUUAUAUUUUUUAGUCAUCAUUUUGUUAUUCACACACAUAAUUUACCUUAUAUGAUUUCUUUUGGUCAACAUCGAUAAUACAAUACAGAAAUUGUAGAAUAGUUACUAUAAAUGUUAAUACAUUUACUUUUAAGUAGUUUUUACUGAUUAUUUCUUAUGCUCUUUUAACUUGUUAUUAAAGUUUAAAAGUUUGUAAGUAC
Molecule: messenger RNA, 2970 nt
Organism: Eptesicus fuscus (big brown bat)
Lineage: Eukaryota; Metazoa; Chordata; Mammalia; Chiroptera; Vespertilionidae
Gene: MARS2
Product: methionyl-tRNA synthetase 2, mitochondrial
Exons: 1
Coding region: 6-1805 (599 amino acids)
Biological process (GO): methionyl-tRNA aminoacylation
Molecular function (GO): methionine-tRNA ligase activity; ATP binding
Source: RefSeq, a predicted model, not a curated record